Messenger RNA from Zalophus californianus (California sea lion), 595 nucleotides. It is a transcript of the gene ARLN, whose product is annotated as chromosome 2 C4orf3 homolog. Lineage: Eukaryota; Metazoa; Chordata; Mammalia; Carnivora; Otariidae. The transcript is spliced from 2 exons. Bases 100 to 306 code for a protein of 68 amino acids. The record is from RefSeq and is a predicted model, not a curated record.
GCGGGCAAACUGGGGCCAGUUUAGGGCCAGGUGAACGCGGAAGUAGAGGACGUGAGGGUGUGCUGGCUGCUCCGACUGUGGUGGGGCGACUGGUGCGAGAUGGAAGAGGGCGCAGCUGCGGAUGAUGGUCGGGACGGUCCCCGGGAGCGGCUAGGCUUGGGUGAAGCUGGGAGACAGCAGCAGAACCACGAAGUGCGGUCUCAAUCCCAGGCCGACCGGUUUCCAAAGCAUUCCUACUGGUUGGAUCUCUGGCUCUUCAUCCUCUUGGAUGUAGUGUUGUUUAUCUUCGUGUAUCUUUUACCAUGAAUGGUUUGCCUGAUGUCUAGAUUAAGAAGUUGGCUCCUGGAGUGGAUUCUGAAAAUGACUACAAACUUCUUGAACAUAGAAGACAGGAUUGUGCAACAGAAUUUUAAACUCUGAGGGACUUUCUUUCAUUUUACAUACUCUUGUUAUUCCUUUUGGGGACUAUAUUAAAUGGGUAAUCUCACCCAUUCAUAGCUUAAGUUCUUAAAACUACUCUUUGAUUCAUGUUUAAAAACUUUUCAGACAUCUGAUGGCUUUACAGGGGCUGCAUAUUAAAGCAUUUAUACGUAAA